AUUUUAGUAACUUAAAACACAUUGUAAAAUUGAUAUAUUUUACUGUAAUAAGUGAAUAAAUAUAAUGACUGCGAAGAUAGAUCAGAAGGCGUAUUUACAAAAAUAUCUUAGCGGUCCAUCUGGAGACAAAAAGAAAAAGAAGAAGAAAGUUGUUAAAGGCAAAGGUUUCAGAAUCAUAGAUGAUGAUUUAGAUUUAACCAAAUUAAGACCUCUUGAUGGUGAUGAACUUGAUAUACUAGAUGAAGGCGAGGAUGCACCACAAAUAGCUGGAAUCAUUGAUGAUAGACCAGAGGAGCUGAAGAAGUUGGAGCAAUUCAAGACCAAUUCAAAAUGGAAAGUUGUCAGUCAGGAUGAUGGUUUCAAUAGCAAAUUGCAAAUACAAGAAAUAAAAAGGGAUGUCAAAGAAACAGAAAAAGAGAAUGAGAUUAUAUUUGGGAAAAUGUACAGUGAUUCAGAAGAUGAAAAGAAAAAUGAUUCAGAUCUGUCACCACCUAGAAAAACAGAAAAAGAUGGUCAAAAACAUACUUCAUCUGCUAAAAAGCACCAAAAUCAUUGUGAUAGUGACUUUAGUCCACCUAGAAAAGGGAGAGAAGCACCGUCAAAGAAAACUAAAUCGGAAAACAGAAAAGAAUAUGAUUCUGAUUUGUCACCACCUAGAAAACAAAAUGUACAGAGUACAAAAGAUAUUAAAAAACCAAGAAAACCAAGUAGAUGGGGUGAUGCUGAAGAUACUGAGAGAAGACACAAUUCAUCACCCAAGAGAAGAUCUCGGUCACCUCCACUGUAUAAAAGACAAUCAGAUUCAGAUGUUUCACCUCCAAGAAAGCAGCAGAAAUCUGGAAAACAAAAGACUUAUGAUUCUAAUCGUUCUCCAUCUAGAACAUCCAGAAAACAUUCCCCGAAACGUAGACCUAAAUCACCAGAUUCUGAUAUUUCACCACCAAGAAAAAGAAAACAAUCACCUGAAAGACCUAGGAAUGAUAAAUAUCGAAAUAGUAAUAAGAAAAACAACAAGAAAUCUUAUGAAGAUUCUGAUACUGAUUUAUCACCACCUAGGAAAAAUAGAAGACAAAGAUCACAAUCACCUCCUAAUAAAUAUAGGAAACAUUCACCUGACAUCAAUCGUAGAAGGAAAGAUAGUGAUUCUGAUCUGUCACCCCCAAGAAAAGAUAAGAAUUCUAUGAGAGAAAGAUAUAGAAGAACUAGUAACAGUCCACCUCCAACCAAUAAAAAAAUGGCGAGAACAUUAGAAGGAAAGAUGGCAGGAUUGCAGAAUGCAAAGCAAUUGAAAGAGGAAAAUGAACAAUUCAGGAGAAAAGAAGAUGAAGCAUUCAAUAGAAUGGCUGAUGAUGUAUCUGGAAGGAAUGCUCAAGUAGUCUCUAGAAAAGUUAAAAGAGAAACUUCUGAAGAUAGACAAAAACAGAGGGAAAAAGCUGAAAGGCAGAAACAAUUAGAUGAAAAAUACAAAAAGUGGAGUAAAGGUUUAAAACAAAUUGAGGCACAAGAAUCACGUGUGCAGGAGUUCCUGCAUGAGGCGUCGAAGCCUCUCGCACGGCACAAAGACGAUCGCGACUUAGAAGAUAGUCUCAAACAUAUCGAAAGAGAUGGUGAUCCAAUGUUGCAGUAUAUCAAGCAGAAGAAGAGAGAAAGGGGAGAGUUGGGUCCAGAAAUGCCGUCAUACAAAGGCAGUUUCCCCCCAAACCGCUUCAAUAUAAGACCAGGCUACCGUUGGGACGGUGUAGACAGAUCAAAUGGUUACGAAAAGAAAUAUUUCGCCCAACAGAGCAAGAAGAAAGCGCAAGAGGAAGAGGCCUAUAAAUGGAGCACUGAAGAUUUGUAAAUAGAUUGUGUAUAU
Messenger RNA from Achroia grisella, 1855 nucleotides. Its product is annotated as BUD13 homolog. NCBI's taxonomy places the organism in Eukaryota, Metazoa, Arthropoda, Insecta, Lepidoptera, Pyralidae. Gene Ontology annotation, cellular component: U2-type spliceosomal complex; RES complex. The record is from RefSeq and is a predicted model, not a curated record. Gene Ontology annotation, molecular function: RNA binding. Bases 65 to 1840 code for a protein of 591 amino acids. The transcript is spliced from 6 exons. Gene Ontology annotation, biological process: mRNA splicing, via spliceosome.